UAUUGUUAUUAAAAAAAACUGAAAAAGUCAACCUUCAUUGUAAAAAAUAUUUAUAUAUGGAGAAACAAUAAUGCUUUGAGGUUGCAAUUACCGUGUAACUAAUUAAAAUAGACAAUUCAUUUACUCAACAAACUUCAGUUUAACAGUAUAUGUCAGCCCAUCACAUAACCCUCAUAUGAUUUGACAUUUUUAUCAUUGGUUUUGACUUUUUUUUUUUUGUCACGUGGUCACUCGUUUUUACAGGAAUAACUCAUUUUGCAGCGGUUUUAGACCGAACAAUCGCACUAAUCUGCGUCUGGUGCGAUGCGAGAACUGUUGUCCCCUGUCCAGCACCUUAGUAUAAAUGCCCAAUGAAAUAUGUAUGAGGAGAAGUGUGAAUGAUACGCCAUAUCGAUGACAGCGAGCGCUUCCGCAUCGUUAAAAGGGGUUCACUUGUCCUCCUGAGCUAGCAGGUGGUAGCAUCCAUAGACAUAAUGGUAGCCUCCACCACAUUUCGUCGGUCCCGGGGUGCAUUCAAGACACCUACGGUUCAGAAGCGUUUUUUCGCUCUGCAUAAGACAGUGUCGCCAGAGCGGUGUUCCAAUAAACAGGCGUUGAUUCUGAAAAAAAAAAAAAAAAAAUACAAAAAAAAAAAAAAGGAUAGUGUCGCAAGAGCUCCUCAGCGCGUACCGGCGUUUAUGAACACCGUAGAAACUCUGAACGAACACCUGCAAGUGGAAGUUUUUAUUAAAUUGGCCCACACAUAACUGCAGAGUAGACUACAGUUUUCUUGAAGGAUAUUUGCCUCUAAAGCGGUCAUCAUGGCAGUUGAUAUCCCUGGACUAGUAUCUGUAGUCAUUUUUUAUGUUUGCAUUCUGGCUAUUGGAGUAUGGGGAUCUCACAAAGCCAAAAAAGUGGAGAAGACCUGCCCUGGAAGCAAGAGUGAUGUUUCUAUUAUUGGUGGACGCAACAUCAGUGUCUUAGUUGGGAUUUUUACCAUGACAGCCACAUGGGUUGGUGGAGGUUAUAUCCUGGGAACUGCUGAAGCUGUUUAUUCUCCAAAUCAAGGUCUCAUCUGGGCUAUGGGCCCCCCUGCUUACUUUUUAAAUUUCUUUUUGGGCGGACUGUUUUUUGCCAAACCAAUGAGGUCCAAACGCUAUGUGACCAUGUUGGACCCGUUUCAGAAUCGCUACGGCAACACGUUCACUGCAGUUCUCUUGGUUCCUGCCAUUAUCAGUGACAUAUUAUGGGUAUCAUGCGUCCUUGCUGCGCUGGGAGGGACGAUGAGCGUCAUUCUGGGGCUGUCGUCGACCAUUUCCAUCAUCAUCUCUGCAGCUGUCUCCAUCAUCUACACGUUUCUCGGGGGCCUCUACUCAGUGGCAUACACUGAUAUCAUCCAGCUUUGUUUUAUCUUUGUCAGCCUGUGGCUCUGCAUUCCGUUUUUGGUGCUUAGCCCUGCAGUUGGUUCCAUCUCACAAACACUUCCUCUGAACCAGACGGUUGGACAUUCCUGGGUUGGACACCUGGAGUUGGAGGAUGCGGGAAAAUGGGUUGACCAAAUGCUGCUGAUGGUUCUUGGUGGACUUUCAUAUCAGGCUCUGUAUCAGAGAAUCCUCUCUGCAGCCUCAUCGGUUCAGGCUCAGAUCACAUGUUUUGCUGCUGCUGGAGCAGUUUUCCUUAUGGGAAUACCCUCAGUUGUAAUUGGAAUCCUGGCUGUCUCUGCAGACUGGAACCAGACAGAUUAUGGCUUACCCCCGCCUUUUGAGCGCGGGGAUUCAGGGAAGAUCCUUCCACUUGCUCUGCAACAACUGACACCCACCUGGGUCUCAGUGCUGGGCAUCGGUUCUGUGGCUGCGGCCGUAAUGUCCUCCAUGGAUUCAGCCCUGCUGUCCUCAGCAUCUUUGUUUACCAAAAACAUAUACAAGACCACUUUGAGGAGAUCGGCCUCAGAGAGGGAGCUGCAGUGGGUCAUCAAAGUCUCUGUGCUGAUUGUGGGCUUGGCUGGGAUGGGCUUGGCGUUCGGGGGCACCAGUGUGCUUGCUCUCUGGCUCAUGAGCGGCGACCUCCUGUAUUGCGUGAUUUUCCCACAGCUGGUCUGCGUGUUGCACUUCCCCUACACCAACAUCUACGGGGCUAUAAGCGGCUUUCUCUCCGGUUUUCUUUUGCGCUUGCUGAGCGGCGAACCACUGCUCGCAAUUCCCGCUGCACUCCUGUACCCUGGCUGGAAGGAAGAAAAUGGAAUUAUCAGUCAACGCUUUCCUUACAGAACUGUGGCCAUGCUGUCCUCCCUGAUAACUAUCAUCAUGGUGUCUUAUUUGAUAGAAGUGAUCUUCUCUCGCCACCUAAUUCCUCAGUCUUGGGACGUUCUUGGAGGGCUUCAAUCCAAAAAGCAGACUGAGGAAGAAAACCAGCCCAACAACACUGAUGAUAGGAAGUUAACUUUUUCUACAAACCUCUGAGUUAAACCUCAUUGCAGCCAAGGCACAAAACUAGAUGAGAACAGCUUGGAGUUUCUUUUCUGAUCUGCGGAGCCGACUGCAUCCAUUUAGAAUCAUUGAAUGGAGGAUUCCACACUUUCUUUAAGCGCUGUUGUUGUUUUUUUGUCUAGGUUGUGCCUCUAAAGUUAACAUUUGUUGAGGAAAACGUUUUGCUGACUCAAAAGGUGAGUUUGACUUUUGUUUUGUGGGAAAUCCCUCUCUGUGAGUGAAACUAAUCAUAUUGAAGAAACUAUUUGCAUUUUUCUUUUUGCAGUUUAUUUAAGUUGCUGCAGCAAGGAGUCACUCAACAGAAUAUGUGCCAGUAAGCACUCAAUGUCUCUAUUGGCCUUGUGUUUUUUUAUUAUUUUAUUUUUUUUACAGAGCCUUGUGUGUAUGUGAGCAAUACACAAUCGCUGUACAGGAAACAUAACAAAAACAAGGUCCUCUGCAGUUUUUAUCGCCUCCGUGUGGCUCAUAAACCACUGCGGUCCGUCAGCCACUCACUGUUGUGUCUUCUUCAGCAAAAGCAAACUUUGAAACCUUGAACUUUCAUAUCCUUUUGCAAGAUAUCGUCACUAGAGGACCAGAAAAACAUAGAUAUACAAUUACAGGUUUACACAAACAGAUGCCUGACAGCACAGAUUGGAGCUUCUAGCUUUUUCAGGGAUUGUCUUUGCUGAUUGGUUUCAAAAAUGGGCUUCUAUUUUACUUAAAGACCCCCUCCGAUCAUCUUUUGAUCUAUUUUCAAAGCGUUCCCCAAGGUCUUUUAAUAAUGAAUAUGAUGUUUUAGCCAAAGUCAACAAACCUUUCAUUUUCUAGGACAUAGUUUCUACAGAGCGGCAGUAGUUCAUUGGAAAUUUGCCUCUCAGUUGUGGGUGGGCCGAUUGAUGCAGAGCAACCCCGCCCCCCUUCCCUUCCUUGUUCUUGGGAGCUCAGGGUAUUUUCUACGUCACAAAUACAACCUUUUUCAAAUGGCAUUUUUGUCUGCUCCAGAUUCACAGUAAUUUGAAAAAGAAAUACAAUUUUGAGAUUAAUUGUUUUUAAAAGGUUUCCUCCGUCAUCAGAAAAAUGUCACAAGAACAUGUUAAAAGCACCAAAAAGGGAUUCUCAUCAGAGGACGUUUUUUGUUUUUGCUUGAUUUGUGAGAUAAGUCAAGCAGAUAUGUUAGGAGCUAGUGACAUCUGCAAAAAAUUACGAAAUGUUGAAAUAUUUUUAACAAAAACAUAUUAAGAAGUUGUAUGUGUGUAUUACAAAGAAAAAAUCAACAUUUAUACUUAUUUUUGUCUAAAUUUCUCUAUAAAUGGUCUAGACAUUUUUUUUAAUUGUUAGUUGUGUUACUUUGUUUAUUAUUACCCUAAUAUCGCUAAUCCAAAAUUUAGUAAAGUAAAAUAAUUGAAAGUUUUGUUUUUAAAUCGUAUUAAUGGCCAGUCGAUUAGCUGCAUCAUGUAUCCUUUUUUGUAUUCGUUGAUAAUUUUUAAAAUUCUUUUGGAUAAAUGAUUACUUUGUUUACUAUAUUAUUUAUAUCGUCUAUAUUCUUACUAUAUGCAUUUAUUAUCGGGCACUGGUGUGUUUUGAUUCCUUCUCAGAGACUGUUCAAAUGUUUUUACAGUCUAUGUUCCUUCUCCAGCGUUCAAGCACUAUUAAACUGUAAUGCGUCUUUGUAGCAGCAGAGGGCGACACUUCAGCACCUAAAAGGGUCCUCGAGGUCUUUCGUCUGGACCAAUAAGUCUCAGGGAAUGUGACUCCAUAGUGGAGCUAUUGAAUACAGUCUUGUUCACACAAAAAUAAUACAAACGUUGAGGAUGUUUUUGUGGUUUACUUUGUUUUUAUAUUGUAGGUACUGCACUUCAAUCAGUGGCAUUAUUUACCUCAUUAAGCCUCAAAUUGACUAGCAAAACACUGUCAUAAAAAGCAAUGAUCUGUCUGUUAGUGAAAUAAAAAUAAUUGCAUUAGUAGAUUUGAUUAUGAAACAUAAAAACAAGAAAUUCCGGGUAACCUGGUGAUGAAACAUGCUCAGUUGAAGAUUUCUGAAGUUGUACAGAAGCUCUUCUGAAACAAAGUGUAAAACGUUAAUCAUCUUUAGUCUGCAGACCACCAGCAGGUUGAACAAUAAAAGCUCCCACACUGGGGGCUGUCUCUGCUGCUUCUGUGGGAUGAAAGGAAAAUGAAAGCAGAGACGAUUCUUAGAAAGCUCCAUUACCAGGUUUUACUUUGGGCCCUAGAGUUCACUGUUAACAAAAAUGGUCUACUAUAAAAUGGUUUGAAGUUGCAAAUUUUUUUUUUUUUUUUUUUUUUUACCUUACAUUAAAAAUGGCCUGAUCUGAUGUGUACACAUAUACAACAAACUUGCUUUGACUUUUACAAGACCACAAGUUCUGUUUUUUUUCACAUUUUAGGUUAAAAGUGAAAUUUUAGUCAGCAGUUUUCAAAGCUGAAAACAAUGAAAAGUUCCACAAAAAAAAAAAAAAAAAAAAACUUCAUGGGCAUUCGGAUGUUUUUGUAUAUUCUUCUGUGCACGGUAACUUUUUAAAGAAUAAAGAUUGGUACUCAAUUGUCAAAUUAAGUCAAUAUGUGAUUUAAAUACUCACAACAAUAUAUGUUUUGAAUAUUGA
Messenger RNA from Oryzias latipes (Japanese medaka), 5068 nucleotides. Its product is annotated as high-affinity choline transporter 1-like. Gene Ontology annotation, cellular component: plasma membrane. Gene Ontology annotation, molecular function: choline:sodium symporter activity. The record is from RefSeq and is a predicted model, not a curated record. Lineage: Eukaryota; Metazoa; Chordata; Actinopteri; Beloniformes; Adrianichthyidae. Gene Ontology annotation, biological process: choline transport; acetylcholine biosynthetic process; transmembrane transport.